Nannizzia gypsea CBS 118893 is the source of this 2328-nucleotide messenger RNA. Its product is annotated as dipeptidyl aminopeptidase B. Gene Ontology annotation, molecular function: serine-type endopeptidase activity; dipeptidyl-peptidase activity. The record is from RefSeq and is a predicted model, not a curated record. NCBI's taxonomy places the organism in Eukaryota, Fungi, Ascomycota, Eurotiomycetes, Onygenales, Arthrodermataceae. Gene Ontology annotation, biological process: proteolysis. The transcript is spliced from 2 exons. Bases 1 to 2328 code for a protein of 775 amino acids.
AUGAAGUUUCUCUCGCUUCUUCUGCUGGCGGGCGUCGCCCAAGCGAUUGUUCCUCCUCGCGAACCUCGCCCACCAACCGGUGGCGGGAACAAGCUGUUGACCUACAAGGAGUGUGUCCCCAGAGCUACCCUCUCUCCAAGGUCAACGUCCCUUGCCUGGAUCAACAGCGAUGAAGAUGGCCAGUACGUCUCCCAGUCUGAUGACGGUGCAUUGAUCCUCCAGAACGUCGUCACAAACACCAACAAGACUCUCGUGGCUGCGGACAAGGUGCCCAAGGGUUACUAUGACUACUGGUUCAAGCCGGAUCUUUCUGCUGUCCUGUGGGCAACCAACUACACCAAACAGUACCGCCAUUCUUACUUUGCCAACUACUUCAUUCUGGAUAUCGAGAAGGGAUCUUUGACUCCCUUAGCUGAGGACCAGGCUGGUGAUAUCCAGUACGCUGAAUGGAACCCCGUGGGCAACUCCAUCGCCUACGUUCGCGGAAAUGACCUAUAUAUCUGGAACAACGGCAAGACCAAGCGUAUUACCGAAAAUGGCAGCGCAGACAUCUUCAAUGGUGUCCCUGACUGGGUAUACGAGGAGGAAAUCUUCGGAGACCGGUUCGCUUUAUGGUUCUCGCCUGACGGUGAAUACCUUGCGUACCUCCGCUUCAACGAGACCGGAGUUCCAACCUACACCGUGCCAUACUACAAAAACAAGCAAAAGAUUGCCCCUCCUUACCCAAAAGAACUUGAGAUCCGCUACCCUAAGGUCUCCGCAAAGAACCCAACCGUGCAAUUCCACUUGCUUAACAUUGCCUCUUCUGAGGAGACCAAUGUUCCGGUUACUGCCUUCCCAGAAGACGACCUUGUCAUUGGUGAGGUUUCCUGGCUCAGCAGUGGCCACGAUACCGUUGCCUACCGCGCUUUUAACCGUGUUCAAGAUAGAGAAAAGAUUGUCAGCGUCAAGGUCGGGUCUAAGGAGUCUAAGGUCAUUCGCGAAAGAGAUGGUACCGAUGGCUGGAUCGACAACCUUUUGUCCAUGUCAUAUAUUGGAAAGGUUAACGGCAAGGAGUCCUACGUCGAUAUCUCUGACGCUUCUGGAUGGGCUCACCUAUACCUCUACCCCGUUGAUGGAGGAAAGGAAACUGCGUUGACCAAGGGAGAAUGGGAAGUCGAAGCCCUUCUCAAGGUUGACACAAAGAAAAAGUUGAUCUACUUCACCUCCACCAAAUUCCACAGCACCACCAGACACGUCUACUCCGUCUCGUAUGACACCAAGGUCAUGACCCCUCUCGUCAACGACAAGGAGGCUGCGUACUACACCGCAUCCUUCUCAGCCAAGGGUGGCUACUAUAUUCUGUCCUACCGAGGACCCAACGUUCCAUACCAAGAACUCUUCUCCACCAAGGACACCAAGAAGCCUCUCAAGACCAUCACUAGCAAUGAUGCACUGAUCGAGAAACUCAAGGAGUACAAACUUCCAAAGGUUAGCUUCUUUGAGAUCAAGCUUCCAUCGGGCGAAACCCUCAAUGUUAAGCAACGCCUGCCACCAAACUUCAACCCCCACAAGAAGUACCCAGUCCUAUUCACUCCGUACGGUGGCCCCGGUGCCCAGGAAGUCAGUCAGGCAUGGAAUGCAUUGGACUUCAAGUCUUACAUCACCUCUGAUCCAGAGCUCGAGUACGUUACCUGGACUGUCGACAACCGCGGAACUGGUUUCAAGGGCCGCAAGUUCCGCAGUGCCGUGGCUAAGCGUCUCGGCUUCCUCGAAGCUCAAGACCAGGUCUUUGCCGCCAAGGAGAUCCUGAAAAACCGUUGGGCCGAUAAGGACCAUAUUGGAAUGUGGGGAUGGAGCUACGGUGGUUUCUUGACUGCUAAGACCCUGGAGACCGACAGCGGUGCCUUCACUUUCGGCAUCAGCACUGCUCCCGUCUCUGACUUCAGACUUUACGACAGCAUGUACACUGAGCGUUACAUGAAGACCGUCGAGCUAAACGCCGACGGUUACAGCGAGACGGCCGUGCACAAGACUGAUGGCUUUAAGAACCUGCAAGGCCAUUAUCUCAUUCAACAUGGAACCGGUGAUGACAACGUCCACUUCCAGAACGCUGCUAUCCUUUCCAACACCCUCAUGAAUGGCGGCGUUACCGCUGAAAAGAUGACUACCCAGUGGUUCACCGACUCGGACCAUGGCGUCAGGUACGAUAACGAUUCUACUUUCCAGUACAAGCAGCUUGCCAAAAUGGUCUACGACCAGAAGCAACGAAAGCCCCAACGCCCACCAAUGCACCAGUGGAGCAAGAGAGUUUUGGCGGCCUUGUUCGGUGAAAGGGCGGAAGAAUGA